Molecule: messenger RNA, 1170 nt
Organism: Debaryomyces hansenii CBS767
Lineage: Eukaryota; Fungi; Ascomycota; Pichiomycetes; Serinales; Debaryomycetaceae
Product: anaphase promoting complex subunit
Exons: 1
Coding region: 1-1170 (389 amino acids)
Biological process (GO): anaphase-promoting complex-dependent catabolic process; protein K11-linked ubiquitination
Cellular component (GO): anaphase-promoting complex
Source: RefSeq, a predicted model, not a curated record
AUGAGAUCACUCAGUACCUGGGAUCAAUCAAGUGGAAAUAAUGAAUACCAUGCGAAUGAAUCGAAUAAUCAGACAGAGCCGAUCUAUAAUUCAUCGAUAAAUGCAGUAGCUUCACUGCUGCAUCAACUAGAAACACAAGAAAUUAUACCACCAGAAGAGCUAAUAGAUUCAAUAGCUUCUGUUUCAACUUCAGAAAAUAACAACUAUAUUGAAGAGGGAAUAUAUCAACAGGAAGAUGAAGACGGAGACGAAAUGUACACGGGCGGAGAUUCAUUUUCUGGUGCAGAUCAGCCCACAUUAGAGCAAAUACAAAGGGUAUACUAUACAAAAGGGUUGCAAAUGCUAGAUAGUUUGCAGCUUAUUGAUUUAUCACCGUUAGCCAAUUGGAAGCUAUCAUCGUCCAAACAAGAAUUUAGUUUAAGUCAAUUGCGGGACGAUUCGUCUGAUAGUUAUUGGCAAUCUGAUGGGAGUAAUGGAAGCAAUAAUAUAAAUGCUACAAAUGGUAACGCCAUAACAAAUAACCAACUUGCAAAUCCACAUUCGAUCACUAUACAAUUUUCGAAAAAAGUAUCAUUGGAGAGAAUAUCAAUAUUUACAAAUUUCUCAGCGGAUGAAUCGUAUACACCUUCCAAGAUUAGAAUACUAGCAGGAACGUCCGACGAUUGGGAUUUGAGUGAGGUUUGCACUGUUAAUUUCAAUAAACCAAUUGGCUGGUCACAUAUCAUCUUUAAUGCCAUCAGGGAUGAUGGAGUACUAAAAUGUUUUACUGUCAAACUCGUAAUUCUCGCAAACCAUCAAGAUGGUAAAGAUACACGUAUAAGAGCAGUUAGAUGUUUCGGUAAAAAAUCUACGGCGGUCAAGCCUCCGGUGAAAGAUGUUGCUCCUCCUAGCUUAGUAGGUGACAUACUAAAGGAUCUCAAUCUUACCAGUGGGUUUAGCAAUGCUUCUGGAUUACUGUUAAAUAAUCAAAUAGUCCAAAAUUUAAGUGAUAACCCAAUAUCAUUUACGCAUAAAAGUUCAAUUGAUUUAAUCGAUGAUGGGGAUGAUGAUAUCCGUGAUGAUGAUUCAGAUAAAGAGACCAACAAGAUUUUGAAUAAUGUCUCUGAGGUUAUAGGGUUCAAUUCGGGGUUUCAGAGUGUGGAGUUAUCUAGUAUUUCAUCAAUACGCUGA